Molecule: messenger RNA, 4323 nt
Organism: Phoenix dactylifera (date palm)
Lineage: Eukaryota; Viridiplantae; Streptophyta; Magnoliopsida; Arecales; Arecaceae
Product: receptor-like protein EIX1
Molecular function (GO): protein binding
Source: RefSeq, a predicted model, not a curated record
GCUAUGAAUUUUCAACCAUACCUCCAAAGCACGCGGCACACACUCCAUCCCGCCUUCGUUCCGCCCCGGCAUCGAUUGUGGAAAGUUUGUCAACAAGUCUCGCAUUGGAAGAAAAUUACAUUACAACCAGGCCUGUGGAAUUUCUCCGCUAUAAAUCCUGAUGGAUGCUGAACCUCUCAAGCAUGGUCUAUCCUUUCCAUUUCAAUUUCUUCAGGCUGGUCUCGAGACUUUCCCUCAUGGCCGGUGGUGGAUGCAAUAGAAGAUCCCUCACUAUUAAGCGAGUCAUGCUGAUUGGGUUCCUCCUGUGCAUAGGAGUUAUCCCGUUCUGCCUCUGCCUAGGCACUGAAGAUGGCUCCAAGGUGGGGGGAAGCUGCAUAGAGAGCGAAAGGAGAGCUCUCCUUGCCCUCAGAGCAGAUAUCUAUGACCCUGGUGAGUGGCUCUCUUCCUGGACGGGCCAAGACUGUUGCCAAUGGAGGGGUGUCGGCUGCGACAACACCACCAACGGCCAUGUGGUAAAGCUUGAUCUCAGCUACCCAUAUGUUUAUUUUGAUCUGUAUACUUGGGAACUAACUGGAGAAUUGCCUGGACCGAGUAAGGUAAAUCCUUCCAUAUCUUGCUUGAUACAUUUGAAGCAUCUAGAUUUGAGCAUGAACAACUUCUCUGGAGCAGCCAUCCCUGAAUUCAUUGGUUCUCUCGUGCACUUGGAGUACCUUAACCUCUCCAAUGCUUGGUUCGGUGGAGCCAUUCCUCGCCAGAUUGGAAAUCUCUCGAAGCUGCACUAUCUAGAUCUUGGGGGUUGGUACUAUUUGCGUUAUGAAGAUUAUCCAAAUGCUCAACUACGUGCUAAUGACCUUCAAUGGCUCUCUCGAAUCCCCCCUCUGCAGUACCUUGACUUGAGUUUAGCCAACCUCUCCAAAGCUUCAAAUUGGCUUCAUGAGAUCAAUAUGCACCCUUCUCUAUUAGUCUUGAAAUUAUCUUCUACUGGACUUCCUGGUAUUCCUUCGACUCUACAGCGUGUAAACUUCACUUCCCUCACCAUGCUCGAUCUCUCUUUCAAUAAUUUUCAAUCUGCCAUCAUCCCCCACUGGCUGCUUAAUAUUAGCAGCCUUGUUCACCUCGAUCUCUUUUAUUGCAAAUUUCCUGGGAGGUUAUCAAUUGUUGUAGAUCUAUUGGGGAAUCUCAACCGUCUGAAGUAUUUGGAUUUCUCUUGGAACAAUAUUACUGGACACAUUUCACAAUCUUUAUGGAAUAAUAAACAGCUGGAGUAUUUAGACUUAUCUUAUAACCAAAUUACUGGGCAGACUGCAGAAAUAUUUGGAAAUCUUAGCCAACUGAGGUAUUUGGACUUGGGUGAAAAUCAAAUUAGCGGCGAAAUUCCAGAAAACCUGAGAAAUCUUAGCCACCUUGAGUAUUUAGGUUUGUCUGACAACAGAAUCUGGGGAGAAAUAGCAAAAAUCGUUGGGAACCUUGCCCACCUGCAGCAUUUAGAUUUAUCAGAUAACAAUAUUACCGGACAAUUACCAGAGAACAUAUCGAUGCUCUGCAAAUUGCAGGAGUUGGACUUAUCAAAAAACACAAUUGGAGGAGAAAUCACAAGUCUCAUAGAAGGAUUUUCUAAAUGCAUCAACAAUAAAUUGAAUGAGAGAAGCUUUUUGCCGAGUUUAGAACUUCUUGACUUGUCCAACAAUAAUUUCAGUGGGACAAUUCCAGAAAGUUUGGGCCAGUUAUCUGGACUCAAAUAUUUACUUCUGUCUUACAACUCCUUCACUGGAAACUUGACUGAAGUGCACUUUUCCAACCUCACAAGCUUAUCUUACUUUACUCUAUCUUACAACUCCUUGAAAAUGAUCGUAAGUGACGGUUGGAUUCCUUCUUUCAAUGCUUCUUCAAUUUAUAUGUGCUCUUGCCAUGUGGGACCUAAAUUUCCUGCUUGGCUUCGAACACAGAUAAAAUUGAAGAGAUUGUGCCUCUCUGAAGCUGGAAUUUCAGAUCACAUUCCAUCAUGGUUGUGGUAUGGGGAUAUAUAUGACCUCAAUGUAUCCCAUAAUAGUAUGGAAGGGCAGCUACCAAGUUCUUUAGAGAGCCAUUUUUUUGAAUUACUUGAUCUGAGCUCCAACUGCUUUUUUGGCCCAAUACCUAAUCUGAAGGGGAGUUACAUGAUUCUCUCCAACAACUCUUUUUCUGGUCCCAUUCCCUUGAGCUUGAUUCUCCCCAACAACUCUUUUUCUGGACCCUUUCCCUUGAGCUUUUAUGAAAAAGAGGGUCUUAGCGUACUCUCUUUGUCCCACAACCAUAUAAAUGGAAGCAUCCCACAGUACCUUUGUAAUUGGACUUCAUUGGAGGUUCUUGACCUCUCCAAUAAUGAGUUAACUGGAGGAUUUUCAGACUGCUGGAUUUGUAACUUGACUUCAUUGGUGGUUCUUGACCUCUCCAAUAAUAAAUUAUCUGGAGGAUUUCCAGAUUGCUGGAGCAAGUCACAACGAGGAAUCUUUGGAGUACCAAAAAGCAAAAGAGUAGAAGAUACAUCUAGCACUGUGGCAUAUCCUCUGGAACUCCAAUCUUUGCACAUGAAAAACAAUAGCUUGUCUGGUGAAUUUCCUUCCUUCUUGAGACUUUGUAAACAUUUAGUUGUUCUUGAUCUUGGUGAAAAUAGAUUCUCAGGCAACAUACCCACAUGGAUUGGAGAAAGCCUCCCAUCUCUAAGAGUUCUUCGUCUAAGAUCAAAUUUCUUUGAUGGUAAUAUCCCGAUGCAAAUAUCUACUCUGUUUUUUCUUCAAGUUUUGGACUUGGCAUGCAACAAUUUUUCAGGAAAUUUGCCAUCAACUUUUGGAAAUUUUACUACCAUGGUUGAGAUACUGGAAGGAAGCCAACCAAUGCUUUCAAAUAUUAGCAUAGUGCCAUAUUACGAAGAGAGUCUCUUGAUAGAUGCAAAAGGAUUAGAACUUUCAUACACUAGCGUGCUUUCACUGGUUACAAGCAUUGAUCUAUCACAAAAUAAGAUUUCUGGAGAGAUACCUAAUGAAGUGACAAAUCUCCACGGACUGCAUUUCUUGAACUUGUCUGGGAAUCAUUUUAUUGGAAAAAUAUCACAAAAUAUUGGUGACAUGAGGCAGUUGGAAUCACUUGAUUUAUCAAUGAACAAUCUCUACGGCCAAAUUCCGCAAACCAUGCUUGCUUUGAAUUACUUAAGCCAGUUGAAUUUGUCAUAUAACAACUUGUCAGGAAGAAUUCCAUCAGGGAACCAAUUUUGGUCCUUCAAUGACCCCUCCAUCUAUACUGGUAAUCAUAAUCUUUGUGGACAGCCACUGUCAAAUUGCCCUACUAAUGCACCUCCACAUCAAGAAGAGGAAGAAGUAGAUGAUGAUGACUCUGAUAUGAUAUGGAUUUAUGCCAGCUCAGCAUUGGGAUUUAUCAUGGGAUUCUGGGGGUUCGUUGCCGCAGUGAUGAUCAAAAAGGAGAUCAGGAUUUCUUAUCUUCGAUUCAUCGACAGAUAUGUGACUGGGUUUAUAUAGAAUUAGCAACAAAAUUUGCCAAGCUAAAGUUUGUCAUAGAGAAGAGCAACCGCAAGCGCAGCUCAGCAGUUCCGGAUGGUUCUACAAUUAUAUAAAUAUUUGAAUGAUGGUGGGAACGCCUCCAGUCCAAAUAUAGUUCUGGUUCAGGUCAAAUCUGAGUUUAGGUUGACCUCAUGCUGGAUUUCUGGCUCCUCCGAGUUUAAGUCAGUUUCCUACGUGCGUUUGGUAACAGUUGAUUUGCUAAGAAGAAAAGGAAAUUUGUGGUGCAAAGUCAAGCCUGCUUUCGAAGUGAUGAUCGAAGGAACUUGAGGAGCACUAGAAGCAAAGGCAAAACAAGAUUCAGGAUCAAGCUCACAGAUGCCAGAGCAAACUCUUUCUUUUAUACUCUGAGCAUCUGAUACAACUAGCAUUUGUUGAAAUUGACUGUAAAGCAUAAAUAAUAAAUAUGUUCUAUAUCCUACAACUGUCACCGAUUCUACUGCCUCGAUCAACUAUGGUCAAUGUACAAAUCUAGCUUCAAUUUAUGCUGUCAGCUUUCCAACCUGCAAAUGGUGCAAGUAUUUUUGAUGUCGAAUGUAGAUGAUUAAAUAUUGCAGUAUCUAAAAAAUAAGAGUAAAACACACACUUCCGCUUAUACAACUUCUCAUCAUGCAGAUGCACCACAUUUACGCUUAUACAACUAAAAACAUAAUGAGAGUAAAAGAAACUUUGUAGUUUGAUGUUUUUCCUUUUCCUUUCUGCAAUUUAUCAGCUUUUGAAGUCCUACUGAGAACACUGCAGAAAAUAUAACUUAUUAAAACCCAGUACCAGA